This is a messenger RNA of Saccharomyces mikatae IFO 1815, 1728 nucleotides long. It is a transcript of the gene ICL2, whose product is annotated as methylisocitrate lyase ICL2. Gene Ontology annotation, molecular function: methylisocitrate lyase activity; isocitrate lyase activity. The coding region runs from base 1 to 1728 and encodes 575 amino acids. The transcript has a single exon. Lineage: Eukaryota; Fungi; Ascomycota; Saccharomycetes; Saccharomycetales; Saccharomycetaceae. The record is from RefSeq and is a predicted model, not a curated record. Gene Ontology annotation, cellular component: mitochondrial matrix.
AUGAUUUCAAUGAUUAAGAGUAAACCACCCAAUAGAACGGCUUCAAGGGCACUGAAGAAGCUGAUUAUCGUGUCAAAUAAGUCACAGCGGAGAUCUUUUAACGAGGCAAGAAGUACCAAGGAUUUUAUCUCGUCGGAAUCAAGUAAAGUAGAAGAUUGGUGGGCAUCAAAGAGAUUUGAAAAUAUUACUCGUUCCUAUUCAGCUAGGGAUGUUGUAAAGCAUCGGGGCAGUCUGCCUGCGAAUACUUCAAUCUACCCUUCAUCUCACCAAGCUCAGAAACUGUUCAACUUUUUAGAAGAAAACUUCAAGAGCGGCACUCCACUUCAUACGUUAGGAGUUAUUGACCCUGUACAAAUGAGCCAGUUGGCACGUUGUGAAAAUAUCAAGGUUGCCUACAUAUCUGGCUGGGCAUGUUCCUCUACAUUGGUCGGAUCUACUAAUGAAGUAUCACCAGAUUUUGGCGAUUAUCCAUAUGAUACAGUGCCGAAUCAAGUGGAGAGAAUUUUCAAGGCACAGCAAUUGCAUGAUCGAAAGGCUUUUUUGGAGGCCUCUAUCAAAGGCUCUAUACCUGUUGAUUAUUUAACACCAAUUAUAGCAGACGCAGAUAUGGGACAUGGUGGCCCCACAACAGUGAUGAAAGUUGCAAAGUUGUUCGCGGAGAAGGGGGCUGCGGGUAUCCACCUCGAAGACCAAAUGGUAGGAGGUAAACGGUGUGGUCACCUUAGUGGGGCUGUUUUGGUACCCACAGCGACGCAUCUUAUGAGAUUAAUUUCUACCAGGUUUCAAUGGGAUAUUAUGGGAACAGAAAAUUUAGCUAUUGCGAGAACAGACUCUUGCAAUGGCAAGUUAUUGAGUUCGAGCAGUGACCCAAGAGAUCAUGAAUUUAUCAAGGGUAUAAUAGGAAAGAAUGUGGUGCCCUGGAGUGAAAAGCUAAUUGAAAUGGAGAAUAUGAAGAUUAGCAACUCCGUCAUUUCCGAUAUGGAACAAGAAUGGUACCACAAGAAUGAAUUGUUUACAUUUGAAGAGGCCUUAGCAAAACAAUUUACGGCUGGCGAAUUUGCAACUUACAAAGAAAAAAAGGAGGAUCUUAUGGUAAACAAACUGGGUAGAGCAUAUUUAAGUUUGAGAGAAAUGCAGCUUUUGGCCCAUGAGGUGACACCAUCGAAAAAUAUAAUAUUUGAUUGGGAUGCUCCGAGAACUAAAGAGGGAUAUUAUAUGUUUAAAGGUUGUAUUGAAGCAGCUAUCAGAAGAUCUUUGGUUUUUGCCCCAUAUUCUGACAUGAUUUGGUUAGAAACGAAAACACCCGAUCUAGAACAGGCACGUUCAUUCUCAAGUGAAAUCCAUAAGAAAUUUCCAGCAACUAAGUUAGUGUAUAAUUUAUCUCCAAGUUUUAAUUGGAGCGCCCACGGAUUUGAUGAUAAGGCAUUGAAAUCCUUCAUAUGGGACUUGGCAAAAGAGGGCUUUACAUUGCAAUUAGUCUCCCUUGCUGGGCUGCACUCAGAUGGAGUGUCAUUCUGGGAAUUAGCCAAUGCCUUUCAAAAUGAUGGAAUGAAAGCAUAUGUAGAAAAAGUGCAAAGGCGGGAAAAGGAGAGUAACUGCGAUAUUCUUACCCACCAGCAUUGGUCUGGCGCAGAAUACGUUGAUUCCUUGAUGAAAGUCGUUCAGAACGGUGCCUCAUCCCAAACUUUAAGCACGUCUGGUGAGGGAUUUACCGAGACACAAUUUUGA